AAUUAAUCUAUAGGUGAAAUAGAGUGAAAUUAAGUGUUCCCGAGUUGUGGUGGGACCGUUUGGGGUGAAGUACGUCUGAAGCUACUUCCGUAUGCGCGUUUGCGACGGUUUAUUAAUUCUAAGGCCAGCACUGUACUCAAGAUAAAACGGAUCUCGUUUGCGUUGGUCCUAAUUCGCUAUGUUGCUGCACUCUUUGAGCAACUAGUGUUUCUUGAUUUGAAUGAUUUUUCUACUAAUUUCCUGGAAUCCGUUUUUACCCGAUUUAGGGACACAUCAAUUAAGAUGUAUUUGAUGACAAAUCCUACAGAAAACAUUGCUUGGUAUUGUCGGAUAGCUGCAAUCAUGUUUCACAGCGUCGCGCUUAUUCCGUCAAUUUUCAUCUGUUAUUCGGUUGAAUCUGCGGCUAUGUCAUUAAUUGCUUGCACGCACUAUAUUGUUAAGGACUUUGUGGCUUAUUACAAAAGCAAGUUGCGGGACAUCGAACAGCAUUCAGAAUCUGAUGUGCCCAAAGUUGAAUUAUAUAUCACACAGAUGUUGGACGCCUACGAAUCACUUCGAAAAGUUUUCAGGAUGUCCAACGCCGUUUUUGGAAUGCUGCUUAUAGUAAAUUUUCCAAUAUGCCUACCGAUUCACGUUGGAUUUAUGGGAUUCUAUUUAAAAGGAGAGAUCGCCGAUAAAAGUUUGCUGAUAGUCAUGAUUUUAUACUACAUAGGCUUCUUUAGUCAACUUAUCAUAGCAUCUGAGACACACAGAAAGAUUGUUCAAUUUUAUUCUGUGUUGAAUCAAACGCCGUAUUUGAGAAACAAUCCAGCACUGUCGACUAAAACCAUGCUUUCACUUUCCCAUGAUCUAAAUUUAACCACGAUGAGUUUAUCUGGAGGAGGAUUUUUUAACAUGACUUACAAUUUCACAGUUACGGCAAUCGGCGCAUUUGUGACAUAUACGAUGGUUGUCGUCCAAUUUUCCGACGUUAGCCCGUCUCCUAACCUCAAUUCUACUGCGUACUAACAAUAAAAGAAAGUCCAAUAUAAUUGAGUCAUAGUUCACACACAAAUGGACAGUUUUUGAUUUGUUCGUAAAUCUAGAAUUAUGUUAACACCAAUUCUGCAUUAAAAUAUUAUUUGCACAUUCGUUAGGAACGACGCAAUUAAUGUAAUGUCAUACUUAUCAGUAAGUAACCUUAACCAAGCACAAAAUCUAUCGGAUGAUGCACUUUUCUCUUUGUACGAUUAAUAUGGCCAUGAUUAGCACUAGAAGGUCAAUUUUACUUAUAAUUAAUCUGAAUGAUAUACUUAUGACUUAGGAUAAAUUUUCAUGUUUCGCAGUUUAGCUUAGCAGCGAAUACUUAUUACAACUUGUCGUCUUCUCAUAUUGAAAAUGAAGAAACAUUCAAUUACUUCCAGGGAUAGUUAUUUAAGCGUAGAUUUACUCAAAAAUGGCAACACCAGUAAUUUCCAAUCUGUUGUUUGUCAUGCUGAUACUCCACAAGGCUCGAAGCCCUUCUCAAUCCCGUUCAUAAAUUAUUGGAAAGGCUUUUUCGCUUUUGGGUACUUUACAUUAAUCAUUCCAUUUCGACUCAAGAAAAAUGACCAAACUGGAAAACUAGAAAUGCAUUCUUGUUGGUUACAAAAGAUUCUUUGUGCAAUGAUGCAAACUGUGCUACUAUUCGAUUUCACUUCUCUGUUCUGGUCUACCUAUUGGAGUGCUUCAAAGGACAGCAAUUUUAGUUAUUUUACUUCUCUUACCUAUAUUGGAUACGUGGCUUACCACAUCUCACUCAACUACACUUUCUGGUUCAAACAACCUACAUUUUGUUCCGUGUUUGAUAAGUUGCAAAAUUUAACAUUUUACUCUGAAUUUUCUGCAAGAAAAAGCAAAACUUUUAUGAAAGUGAUAUCCAUUGGAUUUUGCGCCAUUAUCUUGCUGAUGGCCUUGACCGAGUCGACCUUAGUGAACAACUUGUAUGUCCACGCGGACCUUAAACUUUACUACGAAUAUCUCUCACAGAAGGCUCAGCUUCAUUUUCUAUUCAUCAAACCCGGAAAUGUUUCAAAAGACGGAUUUUGCUUUCUCCCAAUUUUUGUCACCGUAAUUCAGAUCGUUGUUUUACUUCCGUCACUCAUUUUAGUCCCAUUUUUGGAUGUAUUUGUGCUUCUGAUACCAUUUUCAAUCUGGCGAAUGAUGUGUGGGUUUCAAAGAUAUUACACCAUUACCAUUGGCGGCCCCAUGUCAAUGGAGAAGAUUUUACGAAAGUAUUGGAUGAUAAAAAGUUUGCUGAAAGACGUUAACAAAGCCGUUGGAUUGAUCCUUUGCUGCUGUGUCUCGGUCUCCCUUCCGUAUUAUGCGACCUGGAGUGCCGUCACAUAUUUUAAGGAAAACGUGCACUCCGUAACCCUUCUUCAUGUAUACGGAUUCUUUAUCGUGUUUUUUCUCACUCUCAUCUUAGCUGCUGAUAUCAACAAGAAGGGAAUGGAAUUUUAUUCAUGGAUAAACAACCAAGGCGUGUCUACUAAAAUUUUAACUUCCUUACUCGUGGACCUUAAUUCCAACGAAAUUGCUUUGAAAGGAAUAGGAUUUCAAGUUUCAUAUCGAUUUCUGGGGACGAUCCUUGGAGUAAUUAUCACCUACUCGAUAAUUACAAUACAAGUGCAACUAUCUCGAAAAGGGUUUGAAAACACAGAAUGCAAUUGUUCUGUAGUGAAUGUGUGAAUUAAUAACAAUGGUAAAUGCUUAA
Molecule: messenger RNA, 2734 nt
Organism: Folsomia candida
Lineage: Eukaryota; Metazoa; Arthropoda; Collembola; Entomobryomorpha; Isotomidae
Exons: 10
Coding region: 1378-2709 (443 amino acids)
Source: RefSeq, a predicted model, not a curated record